This is a messenger RNA of Cutaneotrichosporon cavernicola, 4416 nucleotides long. RefSeq lists its product as uncharacterized. The coding region runs from base 1 to 4416 and encodes 1471 amino acids. The record is from RefSeq and is a predicted model, not a curated record. The transcript has 3 exons. NCBI's taxonomy places the organism in Eukaryota, Fungi, Basidiomycota, Tremellomycetes, Trichosporonales, Trichosporonaceae.
AUGUCCACCGGCCGCCACAUCGCCCCGGACCGGCGCUCGGCGUUCCACUCCCUGCGCAAGAUGCCCUCGACGCUCUUCCGCAACAACAAGCCCGACGACUCCCUCUCCCAAAAGAACCCACGUCGCCGCGGCGCCCUCGCCAGCUUCCUUGGCCGCAAGUCGCCCGUUGAGAAGACCCCUCAGAACAAGCAACGGCCCAGCUGCGGACCUGAUCCUUUCGUCCGUCCCGAGGGUGUGCCGAGCGUGCGGCAUCACUCGCCGCAGCCUCCUUUUGGCUCCACCUCGUCCCCUGGCCCGUCCCGCUACCGUACUACCUCCAUUCGCAGCCAAACCCCCGACUCGAUGCGCGUCUUCCACACUGUCCACAUCGACGACGUGGACUCCCUCGACGACCCUCUCAUUGACGACGAUGGUACGAGGCUCAGUGUGCUUGAGAAGGCAGCCCGCGUCCCUCUUAACAGCGACAAGCUCCCUAUGCGCCGCACCUCGCUUGCCUUUCGUCCCAAGACUCCACAGCUUACUGUCCUCGCUGAGACCUAUGGGCCUGAGCAGCCCACAGUCCUGCCCUCCUUCCCAACGCCGGAGCCAGAGGUUCCACCCAAAGUCCAGCCCCGUCUUAAAAAGGAAAAGGCCCGUUCGCGUGUCUGGGGGGUCUUCUCUUCCAAGCGUAUUUCGAAGUCCAAGGCGGCCUCACAGUCACCACCAUCACAACGGUCGUGGUACGACUCGGUGUCCCAGCCCUCGAACCGAGUCACCGUGUCUCAGCCCUCCAACCCCACUGUGCAGUCCUCCAUUCGCACGCCGGUCGCGCAAGCAGCCAGCCGCCCGUCGCUGGCCAACACGAUGGGCCGCACUUCAAUAUCGAAGUCAAGUUGCCCGACCACUCAGUUCCGGCCACCCACGCUACACAUCACGCACCCUUCACAGGAUGGAGAUCUUUCCCCAUCCAUUCCACUUCGGCGCUUCGUUAACGACCCCGACUCGCCCUUCAUCGCUAGGAACAAGCCGGCACCCUCCCAGCCCACCAGCAUCCUCGUGAACCGGCAGGGGAUCGAGACUGCCUCACGGCACUUGACAUCGUCUGCCACCAACCGCAAGUCACUUCCGAAACGCAAGAGCCUCGCUGGACUCUUCGGUAUCUCCUUGAAGAGGAGUAUCGACCGGUUGCGUCCGGCCUCACCUGCUCCGGCGAUGUGUGAUCCUUCGACUCCUUCGCGCAUGUCCAUCGCGGCCAACAUAAGGGACGACACCAGUCCCGACACCUUGGCGUUCUACAGCCGUCAGGGCACUCGCUCCGGCUUCAACGGGCAUGGUAACCUACUACACCCAGACGGUGAGCAGCUCACGGAGUCCAACAGGCUGAUAUCAGCACACAUACACGAUGUCACAUCCGCAACAAACCAUCUCCAGGACCUUGUCGACAGCAUGGACGCAAGCUUCUCCCUCUGCAAGCACCGUGGCGAGCCGGGUACGCCCACUCCGCUCCGUCGUGCGCGCUCCGGGGCCUUCAAGCCGGCGGCAAGACCAACUCGUCCCGUCUCUCGCUCAGGUCGCGCCUCGGCACCCCCCGCCAGCCCCUCCAAAGCCUUUGCCCACUCCAUCAGCCGGGUGCUUGACAGCCACUCCCGUCCGACAACGCCGGUUAAGUCCCCCGUCAAGUCGAUCGUCCAGAGCUUCCGCGACAGCAUCAGCAAAUCCCCGGCCCGCCAUUCCGUGAUCUCGUCCCACCUCCCCCGCCCCGACAGCAUGGCCAGCGACAUGUCUGAGACGUCGGUGGCGGCGUCUAGUUACGCACCGCCCAGUCCUAGCCAAGGACUCGAUACCUCAUGCAACUUCAAGGACAGCCCAUCACCCCAGUCGAUGCGCUCAGUGGAGCCUGAUGCUCUCACCCAGCCGCCCUCUGCGUUCUCGUUCAGCCAUACCCGCAUCGGCUCUCGACCCCCCAUCUUAGACCUCGACUUUGGCAGCCAACCAAGCUCGAUGUUCAGUGACAUGCUCGGGCAGUUCAGAUCGUCCAAGUCGAGCCGCGGGAGUGGCCGGUCGGUCAACCAAAGCACCCGCAGCUCGAACCGCACCACGUUCGACUUCGCUGCCGAGUUCGCGGCCCUAACCGCCUCUCGGGACAGCACCCAGUCCGUCGGCGACACUUUGGACAUUGCCCGCUCAAUCGAGUUCUCGACCGAUUCGCCACACGCUGCGCUCGCCCAGCUCGAGGAGGUGCUCGAGUCGCGCAAGAACAGCGUCGAGACGCUCCGUGGGCGCGAACGGCUCUCCAACCCGCCUUUCCAGGGACGCAUUGAGUUCCAGAUGGGAGUGCGUGCUCGCAACAUCUCGCGUCCGUCACCUGGCCCACCUCCGCCGUUCGCUCUCCCACCCACUCCCGAGGGUCCACUCGACAUCGACCACCGGAAACAGCCUUCUGCCAUCAGCUUCGCGUCCAUGUCAAGUCUUGGCGCGCCUCUCGCACACAUUGACCGCGGUCACGUCAACUACUUCGAGCAAGUAUUUGCCACUGGCACCGUUCCACCACCACUUCCAUCUCUCCCAUCCAUUGGCCGGCGCAUGAACAUGAGCCACCACCGCCGCAUGUCGUCUGAGAUCUCGGUCAGUUCUUUCAUGUCCGCCGAGAGCUCCAUAUUCCACACCCACGGUCGCGAGUCGUCGUCUGGCAGCAUUGUCGGUCGGUCGGAUUGGGCGUCUCAGCGCCGCGCCUCGCGCGACAGCGAGGCGAUGGCGCGUCUUGGAUCUAUCGCCCGCCUCGGACGUCCUGGUCUUGGCGAGCGCAUGUUCGAGGGAGUCGACGAUUCCAGUAUCGUUGACUCCGGCACGGUGGAGUCAGAGACGGGCUACUCCAUCGUCGCGAGUCCCACCUUCGGCACGCGGCCGUACUCGUUCUCAUCGUCGACGGACGAAACCGUCGACCCCUGCACGGAGGAGGAUGUGUCGUUCUUUGGCCAAAACCACGAGCGCAAUCACUCAUUCGUGAUCAUGAGCCGCCCCAUGUCCCGGGCCACCCUCAACGAGUCGCGGGUGAACGACACGUUCGACUUCAUCGACGGACCAUCGAAGCGUGGUGCUGUCGAAGUUGGCAUCGUCGACUCGUACGCUGGGGACAAUGAGUCUGCUUCUCCGGCUUUGCUGACUGGAGGCCCAGUCCAUAGCACUCCACUGGAGCGUGAUAUCCCCCUACCCCGUGCCCGUCAUCGUCCAGCUGCUCUCUACCUCUUAGACGACGGGGACGAAACGCCCGGCUUACUCUCCCCAUCUGACCUGACCGAGGUCUCAUCGCUGUUCUCGCUCGACACAGCACGCGGCUCCAACCCACCUCCGGGCUACCCGUCACACAGGCGUGAGAAGGGUUCCAUCACCAGCAUAGUCCAGGUUCACCCGACCAUCCGCGAGGAGACAUCGCAGAAGUCGCUCCGCGAGCCCGGGGGUUCCGAUGACCCCCGCUCUGCUUGGGAACUGGUGCAGGAGCUCAACGCCAGGCACUGGAAUGACCUCGGCGACGUGGCGUCGUCUCUACUCACUGAGUCACCUGUCUACAGCCUGUACACCAGCCCUGAGGCCCCACCCGUGCCACACACCCGUGCAGAAAUUGAGGCCAUCUUGGCCGACUCGCAGGCGACGUACAAGGUCCUCGACAACGUGUUCAAGUCUGACAAGCCGGUUGGCCUUCACCGUCGCAAGAUAUCGCUCAACGAUACGCGUGCUGCUGUUGCGCCGUACGGAGUUCACCCCGCCCCUCUCGAGACUCGGUUUCGGAGUCAGCGCUCUACCGGUCAGCGCGUGUCCCCACUGCUCGCCGAGUUUGCCCGUGACGUUUCGCCACUGCCUCGCAUCCUCGCCAGCGCGCAGCCUCCACCCCGACAGGAGUCCAAGGUUAGCCCACCUCCGCACGAGGCUCGACCCCGCGUGACCUCAUCGGUUCGCCGCGACAACUUAGGCUGGGGUCGCCGCCGCAACUCAGACGAACCGGCAGGCAAUGCACCCGCUGUGACCACCAAGGCUCCCGCCUCUGCGACGCUCGGCUCCUUUCCGUCUUUCUUAGCCUUCUCGCCGUCCGUCCCCCCUCAGCCAACCCACAAGAAGGCCGAGUCAGCGUUCUCGCGCCCGACCUACCCCCAUCCGCUCAUCACGGCCAAGGCGCCGCCCAGGCGCGUGCAAAAGCGCAUCCACGUCAAGACGGACAGUAAAGGCUCACCCAUGUCGGUGCACAGCAGCUCGUCCCGCACUUGCCUCGCUCCACGUUCCGAAAGCGCUCCACUCUCGGCCCGUCCCAGCAACAUCCCCAAGCCGCGCCGCGUACACAAGAUCAAAUCGUCGCCCGAAAUAGGGCGGAAGCGGAACAGGGAGAAUGGACGAGCACCGGCGCCAUCUUUCGUCUUAGCCCCUCCUCCUUCUCUACGUGUCUAA